AUGACCUCCAAAAACUCCCCCUCAACCGACACCUCGAGCCCCGCCAAAAAGAACCCCCAGCGCCUUCCCGUCCCCGCCCUCUUCGUCGGCCCCCCCUCCCGCAACACCUCCAGCACCUCCCUCUCCCUCGCCCUCGCGCCCAGCACCUCCUCACGGGCCCCCAUCCCCCUAGCGCGUCAACGCUCCCUCCUAUCCGAGCACCCUCGCCCAGCUCCCCACGACGCGCCCCCCGCGCCCCCCUCCUCCACGGGCCUGCACCCCCAAUCCCAGCAGCAGCGUCAACAGCAGCAACAGCGCGAGGAGGUCGCCCAGCAGGAACACCGCAGCAAUGCCCGCACGGAUGCCAUGUGGGCGGAGCUGCAGAGCUCGCUCGAGGACGUCGAACUGAGCGCGAGUGGGGGGACGGGGCUGUUUGGGCCGCAGCAUUCGAGGGCGUUGGAGGAGUUGCGGGAGGCGCAGAUUCAGCUUGCGAGGGCGUGGGCGAGGAGGGAGGGGGAGGAGGGGGAGGAGGAGGGGGGUGGGGAGGCUGGCACGGAUGAUAGUGGGGAGGGCGGAGGGGAAAGGGAUGGGGAGAGGCCGCUUGUGGCUGCUGAUAUGCUGGCGGCGGAGCGGGGUACCAAAGUAGGGAGUGGUGCGAUAGGCGGCGGCGCAGUGGGUGCCACUAGACCAAGGAGCGCGACGGUGGGCAGCACGCGGAGUAAUGCUAGCGAGCGAACGCAGCUGGAGGACGAAACCGAGAAGGAUAUCCUGCUGGCGCGGGAGCGGCGGGAGGCAAACGAUCGGUACUUCCGCAAGGUGAAUGCGGGCGUGCUGGACGUUGUUGCCAAGCUAGAGGAGGUAGCUAGAGUGAUGAAGGGGGUCGAGCGCGAGAGCAAGGAGAUCUGGGGUGAUGGUGAUAGCUUUGAUACCCAGCGCAGUGAUGCGUGA
Molecule: messenger RNA, 927 nt
Organism: Coniosporium apollinis CBS 100218
Lineage: Eukaryota; Fungi; Ascomycota; Dothideomycetes
Exons: 1
Coding region: 1-927 (308 amino acids)
Source: RefSeq, a predicted model, not a curated record